GAUCGCUCCUGCAGCCGGUCGUGCAGUCGUCAAUCGCAAGUGGUCAGUCGAUCGGACUGCAGUCUUGGCUGAGGGGUGAAUUCGGCAUUGUUCCUAACACGGCAACAUGGAGGCAGGUGACGAAUCGGCCAGCACACCCCAAGAAGAUAAGCGUCUGUUCACACCGGGCCCGCUGAACACGCGGCUGGAGGUGCGACAGGCCAUGCUGCGCGACCUGGGCUCGCGGGACGCCGCCUUUAUAUCGACGGUCAAAGACAUCCGACGGGGCCUCCUGGAGCUGGCAGGUGUGUCAGACGAAGUGUUCACAGCGGUACCGAUGCAGGGCAGCGGGACGUUCUCAGUUGAGGCCGUGCUUCAGACGGCGUCACCCCGCGACGGCGCAAAGGUGCUGAUACUCAGUAACGGUGCCUACGGCCGGCGUCAGGCCAAGGUCUGCCAGGCGGCCGGCAUCCCCUACACCCUGCGGGAGUUCCCGGAGGACCGCGCGCUGGACGUGUCUGCCGCUGAGGAGCUGCUCGCCUCCGACUCCUUCACGACCGUCACCGCCGUGCACUGCGAAACGAGCAGCGGAGUGCUGAACCCGGUCCAGAAAAUGGGGCAGGCAGUGCGCCGGCUUCAGCCGCACGCAGCGUUCGUAGUCGACUCGAUGAGUGCCUUCGGCGCCGUGCCUCUCGACCUGGAGGAGGCGGGAGUGGACUACUUGGUCAGCUCGGCCAACAAGUGCAUCGAGGGCGUGCCCGGCUUCGCGUUCGCCAUCUGCCGGUUGAAGCACCUGGAGACGACCAAGGGUAACAGCCGUAGCCUGAGUCUGGACCUGUACGAGCAGUGGUUCAACCUGGAGUCGACCGGCCAGUUUCGGUUCACUCCUCCCACUCACACCAUGCUGGCGUUCCACCGCGCGCUGCGGCACCUCCUCUCCGCCGGCGGAGUGGCCACCCAGGCGGACCGCUACCGCUCCAACAACGUGACCGUCAAGCGCGGCCUGACCGAGCUCGGCUUCCGUCAGCUGGUGCGCGACGGCGAUGACUGCUACAUCAUCACAUCGUUCCUGUGUCCGAGCGACCCGCUGUUCUCGUUCAGCAAGCUGUACCGAGGCCUCUCGGAGCGCGGACUGGUCAUCUAUCCAGGGAAGGUCACUGAGGCGGAUUGUUUUCGAGUGGGGAACAUCGGAGACCUGCACCAAGAGGAUAUGGUGCGACUGGUGGAAGGCGUGAGGGACGUACUGAAGGAGAUGGGUGUCACCACGCCCGUCCGCUACUAGUAACGUAAGCCGGGGACAAUGACGUCAGCGACAAGUGACGUCAUCGGAGAACAAUGAAGCUAGCUACGACUUCCUAUGUCAGCCGAGGACAAUCAGUAGCGGCGGA
Messenger RNA from Amphibalanus amphitrite, 1367 nucleotides. RefSeq names its product 2-aminoethylphosphonate--pyruvate transaminase-like. NCBI's taxonomy places the organism in Eukaryota, Metazoa, Arthropoda, Thecostraca, Balanomorpha, Balanidae. Gene Ontology annotation, biological process: organic phosphonate catabolic process. Gene Ontology annotation, molecular function: 2-aminoethylphosphonate:pyruvate transaminase activity. The coding region runs from base 107 to 1261 and encodes 384 amino acids. The record is from RefSeq and is a predicted model, not a curated record. The transcript has 5 exons.